Messenger RNA from Bombus terrestris (buff-tailed bumblebee), 2524 nucleotides. RefSeq names its product facilitated trehalose transporter Tret1. NCBI's taxonomy places the organism in Eukaryota, Metazoa, Arthropoda, Insecta, Hymenoptera, Apidae. The transcript is spliced from 5 exons. Gene Ontology annotation, cellular component: membrane. Gene Ontology annotation, biological process: transmembrane transport. The record is from RefSeq and is a predicted model, not a curated record. Bases 693 to 2018 code for a protein of 441 amino acids. Gene Ontology annotation, molecular function: transmembrane transporter activity.
AUCACUUAGUUGCCAACCCAAUAAUUACGACGCGUUGGAAAAUUUAUUGGAGCCAGCAAGGGCAGGUUUUAGAUUACGGGUUUUAAAUUACCCAUUUAAUGUAUGGAACCCAACCGAGUGGAACUUAAUUGGGCCAUUGGAUAACAAUUGCGCAAUCGUUGUUAACCCAGUUUCGUUGAAGAAAGAAAAUCACGUUCAAUGGAAUUAAACCUGCGACUCGGUGUCGAUCCAACUACGCCAAUUUGGACCCCAUCUGUCGUUGAUCCACCUGUCUGCAUCGUUAGAUGUAAACCUAGAACCUGGAUGACUUGUAGAAAUUUAUCGAAGUAUCUUUCGUUUCAAAAAUAGAAGACAGAAUUUUGUUCAACAAUGCUAGGUGGGAUCAAUUUGGAUGAAAUUUACUGAAGAACGUUUGAUGCCAAAUAUCAAAUACGCUAUUUUUUCUUUAGCUGACGAGCCAGGUCCCUUGGGUCUUGCAGGCAGAGAUCCAUUCCAAUGACGAGAAAACGUCACCUGCUGAGCUAAAUGGCAUCUCUGAGGGUCUGACAACGUCGAGGCUACGCCAAGCAUUUCCACAGUUCUGUGCCGUCAGUGCGAAGAACCUGCUCCUGCUUACCUUUGGUUCAACAUUGGGAUUUUCCACGGUCCUAAUCCCGGAACUUCAAAAGGAGAACGCUGAGAUCCCGGUUACUAUGGAGGAAUUGACGUGGAUAAGUAGCCUGAAUCUGUUCCUGGUCCCAAUCGGUUGCUUCGCUAGUGGGCCAGUGUCGCAGUUCCUAGGACGAAAGAGGACCAUGAUGCUGACUACCAUUCCAUUUACAGCAGCGUGGAUCAUCUUCUACUACGCGACGACAGCUGAGAUGUUGUUUAUAGCACUGGCCAUGACUGGUCUAACUGGUGGUCUCCUAGAAGCACCUGUGAUGACCUAUGUGGCAGAAGUGACGCAGCCCCAUUUACGUGGCAUGCUAUCCGCCACUUCCACCAUGGCUGUGAUCAUGGGCAUUUUCACGCAGAUGUUGAGUGGCAAAUUAGGCAACUGGAGGACUGUUACCAUGAUCAAUCUCAUCUAUCCACUUAUUUGCUUAGUUGCCCUCUGCCUGGUGCCUGAGAGUCCUUAUUGGCUUGUUGGAAAAGGCCGCCAAAGGGAAGCCGAGCGAGCUCUUUGUUGGCUUCGCGGUUGGGUCAGUCCGAUCCACGUACAGUCGGAGCUCAGAAUCAUCUGUCAAGAUGUACAGAAGCCAGCAGAAUCCAAAGAAAAGAUCUGGAAAUCCUUCGGCAAGAGGACCUUCUACGUGCCUUUCUUUUUGGUCAGUAUCGCCUUCUGCAUUGGCGCUUUUGGAGGAACCAGUACUCUUCAGACGUACGCUGUAUUGAUCUUUGAUAGUUUAGACGCGCCUCUAGACAAAUACACAGCUGCUGUAUUUCUUGGCCUGGCAGAAUUGGUAGGAACAUUGCUCUCUGUGUGUGCCAUUCAUUUCACCGGCAAGCGGUUGCUGACAUUCUUUUCAGUCGGUGGUACCGGCAUGUGUUUCUGUUUGGUGGCUGUCUAUGGCUAUUUGACUCAGGCUGAUAUGAUCAAUACAGAGAAUAUUUCUUGGAUUCCAAUGACUUUACUGAUUGGAGCUGCCUUUCUAUCUCAUGCUGGCAUCAGGCUGCUUCCAUGGGUCCUGGCUGGUGAAGUCUUUCCCGUACAGGUACGAAGUAGCGCAACAGGAAUGGCUGGAUCCAUAGGCUACAUCUUCAAUUCCAUCGCCAACAAAGUGUACCUGUACAUGGUCAACGGAAUGUCUCUUCCAGGAACCUUCCUCUUCUACACUUUAAUUAACUUCGCUGGGGGAGCACUCCUUUACUUCAUCCUUCCAGAAACAGAAGGCAGAUCUCUGAAAGAGAUCGAGGAACACUAUGCUGGUAUCCAGAGUUUGAAGACCAGGCCUAAGAAGGAGGAACUAGCUUUCAAGGAGAAAUGGGCUGCCUCGAACCCUGCAAUAAUCUACGACGACACCGAAAGCAAGCUUUGAUUUUGUGGGAACAAAAGUGGUGAUUAGUAUCGUCUCUGUGAAGCUGAAAGCCUGAAUGGUACAAUGCUAACAGGGAUUCAAAGUGUAGAGAUUUUAUAACGAAUUCCUUGUUUAUUUGACACUGUGUUCAAAAAGAGUGAACGAUAUUGUGAGUGACUGUAGACAUCUAAGCACUGAAGAGAGUUAACGAAAGUUAAUAAUCAAAUUUUAUAUACACUGUUAGCUGACUAGGUUAGGUCAAUGAAUUAGUCGAGGGAUCUUUUUAAAAUUGGACAGUCUGGAAACUGGACAGUUUAAAAAUCUAAUUCUUUAAUAUUUCUUACUGCCUCUAUGCGUAGAAUUACAAAUGACAGAAUAGUCGAAUUAUAGUUGGUUUUAUGUUCCUGCACUCUACGAGGGCUGCAGCGACAGCUAGCGAGGCAACGCCAGACGAUGCACACUUUAUCGAAUUUUAUCGAUCGAAGACAGUUUUAUUGUAAAUAAAACGUUGAGAAAUAUUUUUAAUA